This is a messenger RNA of Dunckerocampus dactyliophorus (ringed pipefish), 908 nucleotides long. RefSeq names its product dysbindin-like. The record is from RefSeq and is a predicted model, not a curated record. Bases 504 to 908 code for a protein of 134 amino acids. NCBI's taxonomy places the organism in Eukaryota, Metazoa, Chordata, Actinopteri, Syngnathiformes, Syngnathidae. Gene Ontology annotation, biological process: negative regulation of protein kinase activity. The transcript is spliced from 5 exons. Gene Ontology annotation, cellular component: cytoplasm.
ACUGUCCUGCAGGGUGACCAUGUCGGAGGCCAGGUGGGGGUUGUAGCUGGAGUAUCUGCUGUGCGGUGCGUCUGCCGAGGCAGUGUUGUACAAGUCCAGCAUGAACAUCGGGGCUGCGGUGUGUCUGCUUUGGACGUGAGUGGGUCGCGGGCGACGAGGCAGCCCCAAGAUGGACAGGAUCUCUCGCUGCAUGUCCCUGCGCUCCUGGCUCCUCAAUCGGCGCUGGAUGAAGCUGGAGCGCACCUCGUUAUCCGUAGAGAAGUUGGAGAAGGAGAGUCCACAGCUCCACGUCGUGACAAAAAUCAUGAUAGUCCCCAAGGCGCAUCGGAGCCAGAAUGUGGCCAGAGGAUUCUCGAUGUGGACACAGCCCAUCAGCAGAAACUUAGAGAGAGAGACAGCAUUUCUUUGAGGAAAUCUUCCAGCAUGAUGUGGAUGUCUUCCUAUCCUCAGCACAUCUUUCUUUUCGAGACUACACAAGACCUCCCAUCGGGAGCAUCUCGUCGAUGGAGGUGAAUGUGGACUUGCUGGACCAGGUGGAGCUGAUUGACAUCUCUGACCAGGAGGCUGUGGAUGUGUUCUUGAGUGCUGGGGGCAAAGACAACAUCCUGAACUCCACAAUGCCUGUGAAUGGAAACACCCCUGAGGGAGCAAUCACCAAUGAGCUCUUUCGACAUGUCAUUGAGGGUCUUGACCUGAAAUCUCUCACGUCCUCCACAUUUUCAAACUCCUCUUGUGAGAGUCAGACUAACAAUGCUAAUAUCCAAAACACUUGUGGGGUGGUGCAGCAUAAUCAAGGUGCACACAGCAGCACAAUCAAGCAGACAGCAGCUCCCCCAAAGAUGGAGGCGAAGGGAGCACAGAGGGAGCUGAGUAUCGGAAUGAGAUGCCAUUUUCUGCAUGUCAAGUGA